AUGAUUGACUGCAAGGGGAAGGGCCUGGAGUUUAAGGACUGUGGGCCUGGUGAUUGUUGCAGUAAGUGGCUUGCUUGCAUGAUUGACUGCAAGGGGAAAAGCCUGGAGUUUAAGGACUGUGGGCCUGGUGAUUGUUGUAGUAAGUGGCUUGCUUGCAUGAUUGACUGCAAGGGGAAUAGCCUGGAGUUUAAGGACUAUGGGCCUGGUGAUUGUUGCAGUAAGUGGCUUGUUUGCAUGAUUGACUGCAAGGGGAGGAGCCUGGAGUUUAAGGAAUGUGGGCCUGGUGAUUGUUGCAGUAAGUGGCUUGCUUGCAUGAUUGACUGCAAGGGGAAGGGCCUGGAGUUUAAGGACUGUGGGCCUGGUGAUUGUUGUAGUAAGUGGCUUGCUUGCAUGAUUGACUGUAAGGGGAGGAGCCUGGAGAUUGUUGCAGGGAGGAGCCUGGAGUUUAAGGACUGUGGGCCUGGUGAUUGUUGCAGUAAGUGGCUUGCUUGCAUGAUUGACUGCAAGGGGAGGAGCCUGGAGUUUAAGGAAUGUGGGCCUGGUGAUUGUUGCAGGGAGGAGCCUGGAGAUUGUUGCAGUAAGUGGCUUGCUUGCAUGAUUGACUGCAAGGGGAAGGGCCUGGAGUUUAAGGACUGUGGGCCUGGUGAUUGUUGUAGUAAGUGGUUUGCUUGCAUGAUUGACUGUAAGGGGAAGGGCCUGGUGAUUGUUGUAGUAAGUAGUAAGUGGCUUGCUUGCAUGAUUGACUGCAAGGGCAAGGGCCUGGAGUUUAAGGACUGUGGGCCUGGUGAUUGUUGUAAGGAACGAGUAUGGAGUGCUUGGGGUGAGUGGACAAACUGCACCAAUGACUCAAAACAUCCUACCCACACAAGAUGGAGAGCCUGUGAAGCCGACCAAAUCCACAUUGAUAAACCAAUGUGUCCUCAACCUUGUUUUGGGGGCAAUCAUCAAGUUGAGACUUGCUGCCAUGUAUCUUGGGGUGAGUGGAGCCCAUGGACACAGUGUACGAGCACUAUUGGUUAUAAAGACCCAGAUACAAAUAAAGAUUGUGGCAGUGGUUGCAGAAACAGGAUUAUUUUUUUUAUCCCAUCAUGGACUGCAUGGACACCUUGGGAUGAAUGCCCACAGACCAACAGAGCAGAAGUUCAAAGCAGACAUCGUUGGUGCCAGCUCAGUCGAGGUGAUUUGGGUUCUCCCGCAUGUCAACUUCAUGGCUGUUUCAACAGCAGAAAUAGUUCAGAGGAUCAGCAGACACAGCCUUGCUUAAACACCUGCAAUCCUUGUGUGAAUCCUGCGUGGAACAUCUGGAGCCAGUGGUCACUCUGUGAAUUCCAGUCUGAUGGGACUAUCAGACGAACAAAGAGCCGCACUUGCUAUGCGCCAUCGGACAGUCAACCAAACUGUCAGCAUUUGACAUGUGUUGGACCCGAUAUUGGGAGUGAGCUUUGCAAAUGUGAUACUGGAACCUGGAGUGAUUGGAGUGAAUGGGGAAAUUGUGAAAAACAAGGCUAUGAAACCAUUCAAAGGAAGAAAACAAGACUCUGUUUUGCUGACAGUAAUCCGUCCGACUGCCCAAAAAUAUAUUGCGAUGGAGAUUAUGAGGAAAAGGAAAAUUGUUGUGAAGGGAUAAUCUGGAAAGAAUGGGGCGCCUGGUCUCACUGUCUGUAUGGAUCUCCUCCUUAUCGAACUCGCACUAGAGAGUGCCACGUGCCUGCCAAAAACUUACAGAACCCUAAAUGUCUGAAAACUUGUGAGAAUUGGACGGAGAGAAAGGACUGCACCCUUACAACUUCUAAAUCUUGCACUCAGGGAGAAUGGGAAAACAUAAGAGACCCAUGUGACUGCGCAACCAACAAAAGCAGAAGUUACCAGCUUAGAGUCAAAUCUAGCUAUGAAGACCAGAAUUUACCUCUCUGUUCGCCAACCACCAGAAAUAAUUCUUCCAGAGAUUGUUCAGACCAGUGUGUUGCAGGUUGUAAUGAGACAUGUCAAGGGAAAACUGAUGGAAAAUACCCUUCAUGUAGAAAAGGAUGCAACCAUUAUGUUAUGUGUUGCGAAAAUACCCCUCUAGUAAGCAAAUGUAAUGGAGGACAACAGUAUAACUCAGUGUGCCGAAAAUGUGUAUUAGAAAAUCUGCCACCUGUAACGAUGAUGGCUAUGAUAUCCAUCUCAACGAUGCCCGCAUUGACGAUCCCAAACCUAUCGACCGCUGUAAUUAAUUAAAAUAAAUAUUUUUUUCAUAAAAUAAUUACUUUUCAUCACUAUGUUUAAGGGUUUCAAAAUGUAUCAGUACAAAUGAAAUUGUGCUGAAGUACAUUGUUUUAAGUUUUCCAAAAAAAACAACUUUG
Molecule: messenger RNA, 2345 nt
Organism: Physella acuta
Lineage: Eukaryota; Metazoa; Mollusca; Gastropoda; Physidae
Product: A disintegrin and metalloproteinase with thrombospondin motifs adt-1-like
Cellular component (GO): extracellular region
Molecular function (GO): chitin binding
Source: RefSeq, a predicted model, not a curated record